Messenger RNA from Funneliformis geosporum, 248 nucleotides. The record is from the annotation of a GenBank genome assembly. Lineage: Eukaryota; Fungi; Glomeromycota; Glomeromycetes; Glomerales; Glomeraceae.
UUCUUCUAUUGUUAAAGCAGAGGAGAUAUCAGAUAUAUCUAAUGCUUUUAUUGUCAAUCAUAAGACUGCUGAAUUAUUGGAGAAUAAACCAAAGAAGACUUUAGAAGAGAUGCACUCUUUAGACCAGCAUCAUAUUGUGAAUUGCUAUGGAAUUUCAUCUGAAUUACUAACUGAAGACUUCAUCUCAAAAUAUGGGAAUUACAAUCACAUGAAAUGCUUUAGAGCUUAUAGGCAACUACUAGAUACUG